Messenger RNA from Punica granatum (pomegranate), 2144 nucleotides. The record is from RefSeq and is a predicted model, not a curated record. Lineage: Eukaryota; Viridiplantae; Streptophyta; Magnoliopsida; Myrtales; Lythraceae.
UAACCGGUUCUUCUAGCAGCAUUUACCAACCGAAUUUCGAUGGGCGACGAAGCAGGUAAAUGUGUCAGUUGCGUGGUUCUACUUAUGCUAUCACUAGUGUUUGGGAAGGUGAAAGGAAAGGGACUGACGGCUCUCCGCAGGUAGAAGACAAACAAUAGACCGACCACUGAUGUUUCUUGGACACUUGUGUCCCCAAACUCUCUACAUAACAUUCCAGCGGCAUAGAAUCUCUUCAUUGCAGAGGGCCAAAAAAUUCUUUAUUCAUUCAUUCAUUCUUUCAUCAACUCAUUCCUUCUCUCUCUCUCUCUCUCUCUGUCUCUCUGCGUGCCCAUCUUUCUUUCCGCCAUUAAUUCCCCUAUGAUGAAGCCCGCCAAUGCCUUCACCACUUCCACUCAACAACAGCAUCAUCAUCAGAUUGUUUCUGUUCCUUCUCUUGAACAUCAAGUUAAACCCCACCUGGCAGCAACUGACGUGCCCUUCUCCACCUACCUCAUACCGAAUGAACCCGAAAAGAGAACCUCAUCGCCCCGAGAAUAUCCUGGCUCUGCUGCAGCUGACGACUCUGAGCUGAGCAUAUUUGAUGCCCGGAAGUACUUCAAUGAAGGCGGUCAACAGGAUCAGAUCCUCAGCAGCAGCAACAGGGUCUCUCCCCUCAAGGAGUUCAACAAUCUGAAUCUGUACGAUGCGCCGAGUUUCCCGAGAUUUUCCUCGGCUUCAUCCGUUGAUGGGUAUGGACCAGGAUAUCGGACACGUUCCUUGGCUUCCUCGGAAGCUAGCUGGAACAGUCAGACUGGGCUCUUAUCGAGCAAUGCUCGAGGGGCGAAUUCAGGUCCCCAGACAGGAGGUAAAAGAGGGUCUAGGAUUAUUCCAAGGUGGCUGCUUUUUCGACCCAAGUGUCCAUGCUCGGGAAAGAAGUCGGUCCGAGUCAAGGAAAGAACAGCAGACAAUCAUGGAAUCACAGCACCAAAAGAAGCUGCGAAUCCAACAAUGCCUGUGGAAGUUAGAGCGGUUAAGGUCAACAUAAUUCCUGAUUCCCACGAACGAUUUCUGAAUUCCGUCCGGCAAUUCAGACCAACUGUGGAAAAUAAUUUUCCUUCCGCGGGUGGAGGAAGGCAUCUAGUGGUCUCAGCCCCACCAAAGCCACUUAUCGAUAGCAGUAUUAGUUCAAGCACCGGGUUCACAUUUCCGAUACUUCCUGCUCCAUCAAUGUCAUCAUCCUCACCGCCACCUACUGUGAGAAUGCCAUGGAGCGGUUCGCAAUCGUCUCCUGCAAGCCCUAGUCCCCGUCCUGUUCUUCCUAUUCUUGAUAAUCGGCCUAUAGACUCAUUAGAAGUUUUCAAGCCACCAUCAGAUUAUCUCGAUUCCGGGAAGUCCCUAGAAAAGCGCAUCCAUCAUCCAGUAUUGAAGUUUCCAGUCAGUCUAAAGUCCCAAACGGGCACAACUGCAGACGAGGGUGAUGAACUAGGAAGUGACGCAAGCUCCGACUUAUUUGAGAUCGAGAGCAUUUCGACUCAGGCCACUUACCCAAUAACUCACCAGAGGCAGGGGGACUCGCUCGAUGAGGUGUGCCCGCGAGCAUCCAUGAAUGAAAACUGUCAUAUGGAUGAGAAACAAGGUCAAGUUUCAGGACAAGAAACAGCCAAAGAUUAUUCAGUGACCUCACCUGAGUUCGAAAGAAGCCCGAAGAAUUGAGCUGUCCGACAUGGAGGAGGAUGUGAAUGUGAACUGGUGGUGGAGCCCUUGAUAGAGUCAGAUUGGAAUGACCAAGCAAAGAACAUGUAUAGGGACAUGAAGAAGGGCCCACACCUCUCCCUCUUCCUUAUUUCCACCUGCAAUCUCUCAUUCAAUACAUGUGAGUAGGGCAGACCCGCCCCAAAAGUGGAAAAAGCCACCACUUGCAAGCUCUCAUUUGGCCUCCUUCGCCGAUUAUUUGUCAAGGCACUGUUUGCAAGCUGUGGUUGUGGUCUCUCCUUCCAUGCCACAGGAUUCACAUUUCCUGAAGCAUAAAUUUCUAGCCUGCUGCGUUUUAUUUUCUAUUUUUCAUGAUUAAUCUACUAAUCUCCAUGAAUGACUAUUUUCUUGCUCAUGUUGCAUUAAAAGAAAUAAAAUAGUAUAUGGGCAAACUUCGCCAGUUUCCCGGGUCA